Drosophila subobscura is the source of this 4669-nucleotide messenger RNA. RefSeq names its product multidrug resistance-associated protein 7. The record is from RefSeq and is a predicted model, not a curated record. Gene Ontology annotation, biological process: transmembrane transport. The coding region runs from base 214 to 4653 and encodes 1479 amino acids. The transcript is spliced from 5 exons. Lineage: Eukaryota; Metazoa; Arthropoda; Insecta; Diptera; Drosophilidae. Gene Ontology annotation, cellular component: membrane. Gene Ontology annotation, molecular function: ATP binding; ABC-type transporter activity; ATP hydrolysis activity.
UCACCUUAUAACUAAAUACCCCUUGCUACGAACUUUAUCAGACAGCGGUGGUUUUACUCCCUUAUCAAGCGUUCCCGGCGCUUUGUUUAACAACGUUUAGUGGUGCAAAUGUGCAAUAAACUACAAUACGGUUGUGUGUUGAUGACUAACUGUCACAACGGCGGCAAAGCGAACAACUAGAAGGAAAUCCCCGCCCGGUUUCUUCGAUCCAUCAUGUCGGAUAUUGAUUGGAAAAGUUUCGCCUGGAAUUGGACACAAUUUUGUCCCACGGGUCUGAAGCCGUUUGCCAAUGACACUAACGAUCUGCUGCCCUGCUUCCAGAAGAUAUUGCUGCAGCUGCCCAUCUACACAAUAUUUGCGGCCAUAUCCGCCUACAAUUUCGGCAAUCAGACGCGACAGAUUGUGCGCAACAAGACGCAAUUGUGGCUGCUGUCAUGCCGCACAAUACUCAGCAUUGUGCUGGCCCUGCUGCCCGUAGCCAAGAUAUUUGUAUUCCAUCGCGAGGGCACUAAACUCUAUGCGGUUGACACUCUCGUGGUGGCCGCCGAAUGCAUUAUGUGGGUGGUGCACAGCGGUUUCCUGCUGACGGCGCGACACUAUGGCGAGAUUAGUCAUCGGGGCACGCUGCUCACAAAUGUCGUCUGGCUGACGAUUGUCGUUUUGGAUGGCGUCUGGCUGCGCACCAGCCGGCAUUACGACUGGUGGCCCUGGAGCCUGGCCACGCUGCUGUGCGAUCUGCUCUAUGGCGCCACGCUGCUGCCCAAGGGCUCGGCCGUGUACUCCAAUCAGCCGCGUGGCGGUGCCAGCAGGGAGGACGAGGCGCUGCUCUCCAAUCGCUAUACGUACUUCCAUUUCGACAUGAACGAAGCACACUUGGGGCAUGCCCAGGACGAAGCCAAUUGGGCCUCGCGUUUCCUCUUCCAUUGGGUGCAUCCGCUGAUUGCCAAGGGAGUGGCCGGCAAGCUGCGCAAGAUCGAGGAUCUGUUUGAUCUGCCAGAUGCGCUGAAUAUCACGCGACUCAGCGACCGGCUGCAUCUGGCACUCUCGCAAUCGCAGAGCCUGUGGCGUGCGCUGCACAAGUGCUUUGGCGUGGAAUUCUAUCUCAUUGGACUGCUGCGACUUGUGGCCGAUUUGAGUGGCUUUGCGGGUCCCCUGCUGCUGGGCGGACUGCUGCGACAGGGCCAGGACACGGACGCGGACUCCACGCAGGCUUACUACUAUGCUCUGGGGCUGUUUGGCAGCACGCUGCUGUCUGCUUUGUGCUCCACGCACUUUGACUGGCGCAUGGCCAUGGUGAGCAUGAAGAUGCGGGUGGGCGUGGUCAACAGCAUCUACCGCAAGGCGCUGGAGGCACGCGGCAUCAAGGAGAGCAAGCCAGACAUGCUGAAUCUCAUGUCCACGGACACAGAUCGCAUCGUGAACUCUUGCAUCAGCUUUCACUUCUUCUGGAGCAUACCCUUCAAGCUGUUUACGACGCUCUAUCUGCUGUACCUGCAGCUGGGUGCGGCCUUCCUCGCGGGCGUGCUCUUCGCCGCACUGCUCAUACCCAUCAAUCGCUGGCUGGCCAAGCGCAUUGGCAUCUACUCGAGUGGCCUGAUGACGGCCAAGGAUGCCAGGCUGGCAGCCACCACAGAGACCAUGCAGGGCGCCAAGCAGAUCAAGAUCAAUGCCUGGGAGGACAUAUUCAUCACGAAGAUACGCGGCCUGCGGCAGGAAGAGCUGAGAUUUCUCUCCAAACGCAAAUAUCUCGAUGCAAUGUGCGUUUACUUCUGGGCCACCACGCCCGUGCUGAUGUGCCUGCUCACGUUUGGUGUGUCUGUGCUGUUGGGCAACAAGCUGGUGGCCUCGACAACCUACACGAGUGUGGCGCUGCUCUACAUGCUCAUUGGACCGCUGAAUGCCUUUCCCUGGGUGCUCAACGGCCUCAUCGAGGCUUGGGUCUCCAUACGGCGCGUGCAACAGCUGAUGGAUGUGCCCAAUUUGGAUUAUUCCAGCUACUACAAUCCCAUCAUGCGUGGCAGCCAUUCGGCGGGCGAGGAGAGCUCCCUGAAUGCACCCAAGGCCAGUGUGCUGCAGAUGAAGGGCGCCACAUUCAGUCAUGACAGCACGCAGGAGUCGGAGGCCACACCCUUUCGUCUCAGGGACAUUAAUGUGGACUUUAAGGCGGGGCAACUCAUCUGCAUCGAGGGACCCAUUGGCGGCGGCAAGAGCACCUUUCUCUCGGCCAUUGUCGCCGGUCUGCAGUGCACCGAUGGCGAGGUCUGUGUGCAGGAACUAACCACGGGCUUUGGCUAUGUGCCGCAGUCGCCGUGGCUGCAGCGUGGCACCAUACGCGACAACAUUGUGUGGGGCGCACACUUCGACGAGCAGUGGUACAAGAGUGUGCUGUACGCCUGCGCCCUCGAGGAGGAUCUGCAGAUACUCGGCGGCGAUCUCAUAGGCGUGGGUGAGAAUGGCAGAACGUUGUCCGGGGGUCAGCGUGCGCGCGUGGCUCUAGCACGAGCUGUUUAUCAGGAUAAAAAGGUUUACCUGCUGGAUGAUGUUCUAUCCUCGCUGGAUGCACAUGUGGCCAGGCACAUCAUCAAGCACUGCAUUCUCCGUUUGCUGAAGCACAAAACUCGCAUUGUGGUCACGCGCAGUGUCCCACUCUUCUUCCAUGCCAAUCAGAUAUUGCAGCUAAGGGAUGGCCAGCUGGGACCCAGCGAGUACAUGACCCAAAGCAUUGAUCUCAGCGAAGAGGAUGUGGAUGAAGACGAAUCGGAGCAGCCAGCGCGUCGUCGCUCCGUGGAGAUCUCCAAUCAAGAUGACAAUCGCAGCGUGGACAGCCUGCUGCUGGAGGAAUCUCGCGAAUUUGGGCAUCUUUCGAGCAAUGUUUUCGCCUGCUAUUGGCGCGCCGUCACCUCGCCCCUGGCCUUUAGCGUGCUGUUCUUUGUGCUGCUCAUGCAGACGACUCGCAAUCUGAGUGAUGCCUGGCUGGCGCAUUGGGUGACAGAGACCACACUGGAUCCGCACACGAAUGACACAUCGCUGGAGCAUCGGUUGGGCAAUGACACGGGGCACACCACUGGCUUUUAUUUGGGCAUCUUUACGGCCAUUGCGGUGACCAAUUCAUUGGCCACCCUAGCCAGAGCCUUCAUCUUUGCCUACGCGGGCAUUAAGGCGGCUAUUUUUAUGCACGAACAGCUGCUCAAGAGCGUCAUGUUUGCAAAGUUCAACUUUUUUGACAUUACCUCCGUGGGACGCAUCCUCAAUCGUUUCUCCUCCGACACGAACACUGUGGACGAUUCCUUGCCUUUUAUACUCAACAUUCUGUUGGCCCAACUGGCCGGUCUGGUGGGUGCUCUGUGUGUCAGUUUGUAUGCCAUGCCCUGGCUGGGUCUUGUCAUCAUACCCAUGGUGCCCAUCUACCUGAAUCUGCAGCAACGUUAUCGCCACGCCUCGCGUGACAUCAAGCGUUUGUCGAGCAAUGCCAUGUCGCCGCUGUACACACACUUCACGGAGACGCUGCAGGGUCUGACAACGAUCAGGAGCAUGCGCGCCAGUCCCCGCUUUCAGCGUGAUUUCCAGGUGAAGCUGGAGGAGAGCAUCAAGGCGCAGUUGACACAGUCAGCGGCUCAACAGUGGCUGGCGCUGCGCAUGCAGCUGCUGGGCACACUGCUGGUGGGUGGCGCUGGACUGCUGGCUGCCAUCACGGCCUCGCAUACCACAAAUCCCGGCCUGGUGGGGCUGUGCAUCUCGUAUGCUCUCUCGAUCACCGGACAACUGAGCGAUCUGCUGCAUGCCGUGGCCGAAACGGAACAGGAACUGGUGGCCGUCGAGCGUGUGGAUCAGUAUCUGCAGCUGGAGGGUGAACAGAAUGCCGCAGGCAGUGCCGAUCCACCCUUUGGCUGGCCCACCCAAGGCGUGCUCCGCUUCCAGGAGGUUCAACUGAGCUACAGGGAGCACCUCACGCCAGCGCUGCGUGGCAUCACCUUCGACACAGAGGCCUUUGAGCGUAUUGGCAUUGUGGGGCGCACGGGUGCGGGCAAGACUUCUGUGCUGGCAGCGCUCCUCCGUGUGGCGCCGCUCUCCCAGGGCGAGAUCCGUUUGGAUCAGGUGAACCUAAAGACUUUGCCGCUGAGUGUGCUGAGAGAGCGGAUUGGAGUCAUUACACAGGAGCCAUUCCUGUUUGAAGGAACUGUGCGCGAAAAUCUGGAUCCCCGUCAUGGCUUCUAUGACUCGGAGAUUUGGCACGCCAUCAAGAACUCCGCGGCAGCCACGCUGCUGGUGCAACAGCUGGGCGGUCUGGAUGGACGUGUGGAGCAGUGCGGCAAUAAUUUAUCCGCUGGCCAGCGGCAGCUGCUGUGCCUCGCCCGCGCCUUGCUGAAGAACGCCAAGGUGGUGUGCAUCGAUGAGGGCACCUCCAAUUUGGACGAUGAAUCCGAUCUGUGCAUGCAGCAGGCCCUACGCAAUGCCUUCAAGAGCUGCACCCUGCUGUUCAUAGCGCAUCGAUUGCGUGGCCUGCAGGCCAUGGAUCGCAUUAUAGUCCUGGACGAUGGGCGGAUCUGCGAGGAGGGCAAACCGCAGGAUUUGGCUCAGAAUACAACGACCAUUUUCCAUGGCAUGCUAGUGGCCCAGGACAUCAGUCCCGAGGAUUUCACUAGACUAGAUUAGGAAUACGUAAAACAAA